Mercenaria mercenaria is the source of this 8061-nucleotide messenger RNA. RefSeq names its product oxygen-dependent choline dehydrogenase-like. Gene Ontology annotation, molecular function: flavin adenine dinucleotide binding; oxidoreductase activity, acting on CH-OH group of donors. The record is from RefSeq and is a predicted model, not a curated record. The transcript is spliced from 12 exons. NCBI's taxonomy places the organism in Eukaryota, Metazoa, Mollusca, Bivalvia, Venerida, Veneridae. Bases 1204 to 3048 code for a protein of 614 amino acids.
CUUCUGAACUGUUUCGUCGGGCCCUAUAUAUGGUUUUCCUUGUACUCUUAUCUUAUGCAAAGGUAAGGAGUGCAUAUGUACAUUGUAUAUUUUAAUUUAUUUUGUUAUUGUGUGAGUGCGUGCGUGUUGGUCGUAUGCACAUGCAUGUGUACACUGCUGUUGCCUGCAGUUUAUGGAGGCUGUAUUCUUUGAAUGUGUUUUUCCUAUUGGAUAUUUCUUGUUAUAUUGUAUAUAACAAGCUCACUCCUAUAUACCCAAACUUCGUUCGUGAGGGUAUAAUGAGUUCACAGUAUGAUCUAGCCUGUCUGAGGUACCCCAGUUACUAAGUAUGUGCUGAACUUGGCCUUUGACCUCACCGUUGAAGUCAUCUGCUGAGCACAGAAUAUCAAAUAAUUUACCAUUGGUGUUUUUUGGUUGAGUUGAAUAUCACACCCACACAUUUAUAGGUCAUUUGUGACUUUCCAGCUUUUCAAGGUGCCCCUUUCGCGCAUAAUUUCAGACAUUGAAAGACACAUGGGUAGAACUGCUGACCUUCCACAGGCCAAAAGGAUGCUUCCUCACAUGAAAGAAUUCUACACCCAAAAUGUUAUUUCAAGUCCACAGCAGUAAGGUGUAUGUGAUUUGAAGCCAGUAACCUGAACAAUUCGGCCACUGAAGAUUUUAUUUACAAUUUCACUUUUGCAAGUCCAAGAAAUCUCAAAUAACUGAAAGAAGAACCAUCUUAAACCGAAAAGUCAUUGUACGAGUUAGAUUUAGCAUCCAGUAAGUUCGAGUUAGUAAGUCGACAUUUCGAGAUAGUAACUUACGUAACUCGAAAUUCCGGCUUACUAACUCGAAAUUUCGAGUUAUAAAUAAAACGCAACUGACACUAAUUCGUUUCCGUAAUUUUCAGUGCAAACAUUUGUUUUUGUUUGUAUCUAUUCUGAAAAUCAAUAUUUGUAACGUCAGAGUGAAAUAUGAUAUUUAUUUUGGUACAAAAUACAAUGAAAGCUAGGUUAAUAUUUUUGUGAAAUUAUGUUUAAAGUGUCAUUAGAUAUGUAUAUAAUUUUUUAAUAUAUGUCAAAUGUUUAUGCUACAUAAACAGAAAACAUUGUUACCACAUAAAACUGGAUUACAAUAACACAUGUUUUACUUCCUUAUUAGUGUAUGGGAUUACAGAUAAAUUGUUCCGAACGCUUUUUAAGAUCACAGCUUGUUUAAAGGAUGUGGCGCUAUUUAUGUAUCUUUGGUGUUGGUCUACUUGCUAUUUUACUGUCGUUUAUAAUCUCAUGGAGGAAAGGUACUACGGUGGUUGACAAGAUACACGAUGAGUAUGACUAUAUUAUAGUUGGUGCCGGUUCUGCAGGGUCAGUGCUCGCUUCAAGGUUAUCUGAAGAUACUGAGCAUACAGUGCUUCUUCUAGAAGCUGGUGGUGAUGAUAUGGGUGACAUGAUUUUAUCUAUCCCCUUUGCUCAUGUGCUGACUCAUCACUCCAAACAUGAUUGGGAAUUCUAUACUGUCAAACAGGACAAUAUCAUGUUAGGCUAUAAAGAAGAGAGAAACUACUGGCCAAGAGGGAAGUGUCUAGGGGGAUCAAGCAAUUUGAACGCUAUGGUAUAUGUACGUGGAAGUAAGCACGACUUUGACGAAUGGACAGCAGAGGGAUGUCAUGGUUGGUCAUAUAAAGAUGUACUUCCAUACUUCCUGAAGUCGGAAAAUAUCCUCAUUGAUGAUUUAAAGGGCUCAGGAUAUCAUAACUCCGGAGGACCCUUACCAGUUUCUGCUAAUAAAAAGACAUCUUUGUCAGAUAAGAUAUCAAAAGCAGGGCAAGAGAUAGGGUAUCAACCUAUUGAUUGUAAUGGUGCAGAAAUGAUAGGCACUUGUCCAGUCCAAGCUACUGUUACAGCAAAUGGCCUCCGUGCAAGCACGUCAAGAAGUUUUCUACGGCCAGUAAUGGACAGGAAGAAUCUACAUAUUUCUAUCCAUUCUCACGUCCAAAAGGUUCUGAUUGAAAACAAAAGAGCAACAGGUGUGUCUGUGAUAAAAGAUAACCGGACACUGGCAGUGAAAGCACGGAAAGAGGUCAUACUAACAGCUGGUUCAGUGAUGUCCCCGCAGAUUUUGAUGUUAUCAGGAAUAGGUCCAAAGGCUCAUUUAGAUGACGUUGGGAUCAAGAUAGUGGCCGACUUGCCAGUGGGGAAGAAUUUACAAGAUCAUCUGUACGCUAGUAUUUCAUGUAAUACAAACAUAACGGACAUUAUUACAUUCACAGAGGUAUUUGGUCCGUCCAGCCUUCUCAGUUAUUUAUGGAAUGGCAAAGGCUGGCUUAGAAACACCGGAGCUCUUACUGAUCUCGCAUUUUUUCAACUUGAUGAAGAAAUGAAAAGAAAGAGACCAGGUCGACCAGAUAUCCAGCUACAGUUUAUUUCAGCAUUAGUAGAGAAUAGAGGUGAUGACGUUAAAAAUGUAUUUAACUAUAAAGACGAGAUAUGGGAUUAUAUUGAUCGUUUAAAAAUUGAAAAGGGAGGAAAGCUUGGCUUUACUGUUAUUGUCAAUGAUCUACAUCCAAAGAGUCGAGGAAUAGUGAGACUCAACAAAACUAAUCCAUAUGGAUACCCCGAAAUUAUAGCAAAUUACUUACAUCACCCAGAUGACCUGAAAAUGCUUAUAAAAGGAAUGAGAGAAACGCUUCGCUUACUAAACACAAAAGCCAUGAAAGACAUAGGGGUGGAGGCAGAAGAUCGGAGCCGUGCUUUUCCACAGUGUAGUCAGUUUGAAUAUCUUUCUGACAAUUACCUUGAAUGUGCUAUAAGGCUUUUAGCAACUACAACGUAUCAUCCAACUUCAACUUGUAAAAUGGGAAAACCUGAUCAUCCUGAUACAGUUGUUGAUCCACGACUCAGGGUAAAAGGAAUACAAGGAUUACGAGUUGCAGACGCCUCUGUUAUUCCAAGUAUUACUUCCGGUAACACAAACGCUCCAACCAUCAUGAUAGCCGAGAAAGCAGCUGACCUUAUAAGAGGCGUUGAUACUGUGAAACAUUUAAAAAUGAGAUUAAACAACAUAUAAAUGGGAGAACCCAAUUUUAUGAAAUAGGAAAAAUAGUAUAAAAGUAUGUCAAACUGUUUUCGUUGAAAAACUGUUUUCUAGAUUAUCUUUUUACUGUGAGAAUUAUUUCUUUGUAAUAUGAAUACGUGAAUUUAUAAUUAAGUUGUCCUUUGGAAUUUUAUGCCAUGGCAGGGCCUACCACAAAAUCCUGUACAAUUACUCCCGUAUGAAAAUUAAUGAUUUCGCAGAAUAUAUUUUUAAAUUUCAUUGUUGAUAUAACCAUUAUCCGUUAUCGUUAUAAUUGUUUCAUCUUAGCAAUGCAGUUGAGAGGCCCCAUGUGGUUCUGGGACGAUCAAUAUAUGAAAAGAAUUGGAACCACUGUCUUACCCUUGCAUGAUCGUCAGAGGCGACUAAUAGAUAGGGUCUUAACACUUGGUUUUGCUGUAACUGUGUUUCCAGCAGGUAUACAAACUUUGAUUCCAUACCUCAUGUUUUUAUUUCGAUGUAAAUGAGAUGUGAAACCAAAAUCUGUUGUCCUGUUUGGCGCCAUAUAACCUAUACUGUGUUGGUGCGCCGUAAAACCCAAAUCAAAUCAAAUCAAAUGCAGUUGAGAGUGGUGUACACACAGAAAGUUGUUUUUCUUACUGUUUUAUAUUGGUAAAAUGUUAGUUUCUGGAGGCGGUUUUACCUUUUCUGAAAUCAGUUAUUGCUUCUUUAUUCCUAACAAAAUCUAGGUUUCUGAGCUGCAUAAAACAAUUUCAUUCAAAAUCAGCGGGGUAGACUAGCCACUAGACUGAUAAUAAAGAAUUUGUCACAAAAUUUCAACUUUUGUGAUUUUUCUCUUAUCUUAUAUAAUAGUUACAAUAACAAGUCUAUUUUAGAAAUUUUCGUAGAGAACUGGUUGCAAUAUGAUAUUGGCCAUAGGAUAUAGACUGGCAACAUUCACAAUUUUAAAAAUCAGGAUUAAAAAAUAUAUGUCAUAAUCUAGGUGCUAGUCGAACAACGGGGAUGAGUUAUCAGUGACAGUGCAGUAGACUGGUCAAUGAUUACAUCAAACUGCAUUCGGUUUGGGGUUAUGUAAAUUUUUAUCGAUAUUAAUUGUUGAUUCGUAUGAGGUCUCACAGAGUUCCAGUUAGUUCUGUAUUAUUAACAAUUUAGGAUAACCUUCUGGUUCAGCAGAUCCAAACAAAUGGUUUAUAUAAAUGGUUUUAAUAUGGAUAAAGCAAAUAUGAUAUAAUAAUUCUACGUUGAUAUAAAUAUAGAUAUUAUCAUGUUAGCGGACUGGUUAACCAUUAAUAGAUACAUGUGUUUAUAUUGAGUGGUUUACCCGGGAGGUUUUCCUAGUUCCCUAGAUAAUUACAUUUAUGUUUGCUGAUGUUUCAUGGUGUUAUACUAAUAUUUUGGCGUUUAAUUUGUUACUUAAUGUAAUUUGAUAGUACAAUUAUUACUGAUAAGUGUUCUUUUAAUAUAGCAAUAAAUAUACGUAAGUGCAAAUUCAAGAAUUUUCGAUCUGAAUAAUUAGUUAUUAGUAUUUGUUACUGCUUUUAUCUCAAACAUUUUGUCUGUUGUUUCUUUUCAGGAGAUAAAAUGUUUUAUCUGAAAGGUUUAAUAUAAGAGUAAUCUGUACAAUUAAAAUGUAUUUGUUGACAGACAAACUUAAAGAUAAAUGCAACAGUUGCCUAUAUGUAUAUAGGGCCGAAAAUGUCUUUAAACUUUGUGUACUGACACAGAAUCAAGUUUAAAACGGAAACAUAUAUUAAAAAUCAUAGGUACCCAGUCUUGAUCUUGAAUUAUCUACCUUUAAAAAACAGAAAAUAUUAAAAACUGCAAUUUUCAAGGGCAUAAAAUUCAAGAUCAAGCCAAGAGAACUGUGCAUUUCAGACUUCAUUUGCAGUCAGUAUACAAAAGACAUUCGGUCCGUGGGAAAGCCCAGGACUUUGCGGUACCAUUUUGUCAUGUCCAUAGUUAAGGACAUUUGCAACAGUAUCUAUAUUGACAUGGGGCAAAUAUUUUCUUACAGAAUGAAUUUCUUCUUUAAACUUUUUUUACUGACAGAGAAUCAAAUCAAAAACAAAAAUAUGAAAUAGAACAAACCAUAAAAACUCAGCCUUGGUCAUGAAUUAUCUGCCCCUGAAAGUCGGAAAAUACUGAAAAAAAAAUCUACUUUUAAGGGCAGAUAAUUCAAGAUCAAGCCUGGGUACCUACGAUUUUUGAUACAUAUUUCCAUUUUAAACUUGAUUCUCAGUCAGUACUAAGUUUAAACAAAAUCUGCCCGUAGAAAAAUGUUGCCCUAUGAACAUAUAGACAACUGUGGCAUUUAACCUUAAACGCAGUUAUUUCAUUCUAUGCUUAAUCAGAACUAUCAGCAGCGAAAAGCCUUUUAACACAUAGUCCUUGGAAUAUAACAGGGACAAAUUCUGCCAAAUCCCGUCUGCACCGGUCUUCCCAAUACUUUGUUUUCAUGUAACCUAAAACUUGUUCUCUACAAAUAAUUGCUAACUGCACCAGCGGAAUCCAAGGCAUACGACAAAUUUAGUUAAUUGUAUUGUCGUAUAUAACAGUAUCUAUUCGUUGCAAAAUAUUGCCUCGCACAAGGAUCGAACUCAAGGACUCUUGAUUGGUAAGUCAUGGAAUGAACUAACUUAGAUAUACCCAGAAAUCGGAUUACGUCCUUGUGUUAUAUGAUUAUCUAUGAACUGUUACUACAAUGGCAAAAUACUUGAGUCUUUUGUUUGUGUAUUUGAAAAUCAAGUAGUGCAUGCAUUACGUGAGCGUUUAGAUUAUAAUAUGCUAAUUUAAGCCAACAAAAUGGAUAUUAAAUGAUAUAUAAAGAAGUUUCUUGCAUAAUAUUAUGUACAUGUGUAUGAAUUUUGUAUAAUUAUUUCAUGCUUAGUUAAGAACUAAUAAUUUCCAUAAAGCAAAUCUAAUAUUGAUGUGUCAUGUAUCAUGCAGAUAUUCUACCAACAACAAAUGGUUUUAAGCAUCUAAAUAUCUUCGACUUAGCUUGUAAUAUGCACUACUUACUAUGCGGUUUGAAAAUGGCCUACAGUUUGGAAGUGCAAUCGAAUAUUUUACAUUUAAUACGAUGUUUUUCUCCAUAUACUAGUAGUAUAAAUAUUUGGUAAAUAUUGGGCGAUAAUGGUACGUACCGUUAAGAAACAUAAUAUUAUAUGCACAUUCCUAUCAAUUUAAAGCAUUUUUUAUUUCUUAACUGAUACUUGAAUGAAAAAAUAGUAAUUGUUUUGCCUGAUCUUUUGCUAAAACAAUUUGCCGUGUUGAUGUCGUUUCAAAUAUUGACGGCAUAGAACGGUACGGUGUUCUACAUUUUGUUAUAGCGAGCUCGAAGAGGAGGCCCGAAGGGCCUGCUCGAGAAUCGAGCUUAACGGUAACAUAAGUAUACUUUCACAUUUGGUGAUGGAUUUGAAAAGUUUCAUCGGAAGUUGUUAAAAAGCGCACCCUAGCGGACAGGUGCUCACUUCUCUCCGCAGUGAAUACAUAACUUCAUUCGAUUGCUGAAAAUUAUUCAUCACUCAGAAAUAAUGCAAGAAAGAUUUCCAGUUGUUUGAAAAAAAAUAUUAUUUUCAUUUAAAAGAUCAAGCACCGGCGAGAAAAUGGAAAAAAUGUCAUAAAUUAGCAUAAAUUCACGGGAAGGCUGCAAAUAGGUAAUGACGUCACCGUGACACCGGCUUCCCAUAAAUUUUGCAACGUAUGAUAUUCGCUGUUACAUGUAUGAUGACACUAAGUGUAGACUCUUCUAUUUUCAAGUGAAUAGGUUCUCGCGAGUUCUUUUGAGUAGUGAAUAUUUUCUUUGUUACAUAUAAAUGAUGCACAUAUUUUAGCUGAAUCUGAUUUCUUUGAGCCCGCUUUGAGGCUUUGCCUUAUUUCAUAUUAUUUUCUGGUCCUUUGGGGUCAUGGAGUCCAUUUCAAUACCUGUGUAAUUUACCUGGGUUUCGCUUUACUAAUAUGAUUAGAGUUUUGCUUAAGCCGGUGCUAGGGACGUAAGAGGUGUUGCACUUCCCAGUACAUAGAUUCAAAUUGAGUCCGUUGCAUUCUGUGCUUCCAAAGGCUCUUCUUACAGAUUUUAUUUGCUACUAUAUUCGAGCCAGCAUAACAUUAAAUUAAUUACGAUUAUAUUGCAGUUAGUCUUGCAAUAUUUUUCAUUCGUUUAGAACAUAUGUUACAGAACAUAUCCCAUGGGCUUAUGCAGACGUAAAUACAUCGAAAAAUAAAUAAUGCCGUGACAUGAAAUCAAACUUCAUACGUGAUGACUUUACGAUUCUGGUGCAAUUUUAAAAAAAAAAAAAACAUAAUUUUUCAUUCAAGUUAUUUUGAGUAAAAAAUCGUUUGAAAAAAAUAUCAAUCAAAGGUGUAAUAUUUCUUUUCACUGAAUGUCAGAUCUAGGCAAGACAUGCUAUAAUCUGCCGCAUAAUCGGUUUAAUAACAAUAAAAUUAAUAUGGUUACAAAGAGAUACAUGAACCCUAAAAUAAUACAAAAUACGAAACAAAAUGAAUUAAAAAAAUUCCCAUAAAAUGCAGAAAUUUUAUAACAGGAAUAGUUCAGCAAAAUUGUAAAACAGUUUGCCCGAAUUUUGCACCAUAAUGUUAGGGCUAAAUUUCAUUUUGAAAAAAAAAACACAAUACUCUUUAAUGCAUGAAAUCUAUGUAAAACAUGAAAUGAACAUGUUUGUAUGUAUAAACAACAUUGCGUGCUUGGUAUGAAAUAAUACACUUACUUAAUGGACAACCAGUUACAUCAUAAUUUUUUAUGUGAAUGGUUAGAUUUCGUUUCUAGCCAGGUUUCAUAAAAUUGAUGAAGAUUUUAUACAUUUAAAUGUGUUAAAUUUUCAGUGGAAAGUGGUUAUAGUAUAUCUUUAAACUGUUUGAUUUAAAUGUAAGUGUACGUUAUGUUUAAUAAUUGUUUUAAAGUAAUCAGAAUCAAAUCUUUGUUACGUAGAAAUUUUGUUAUGUUGCAUCCAUGUUUUAUUUAUAUGCCAGAGAUGGCUCAUAUUCAGUAAAUAAAUAUACUUAAUUAUA